UUAAGAAAGGUAUCCUUCUUAACUUCAUUAUAGCGUUAAAUCAUAGCCAUUAGAAAGAGAAUCUCGAUGCAAUACUGAGUGGUGGAUUUACCAGAUUGUCGGAACUCAUAUAUAAAUUUCUUGUAUUAAAAAGUUAUGGUUAACUGAUUUUAUAAGGAACCCUUCGAGUUGUUUUUCUUAUAACAAGUCUACCUUUUACCUCAUAACCUCUGUGACUCCCCUGAGAUUAUAAUAUUGAAUUUUUCAAUAUUAUGAAUAUGAGCCAAACUAAUGAGUUAGUUAGUCCAGACUUUUCCCUUCCUCCAGAGAAUACUCCGCUUGGAAAGCAUUUGAGAAAAAAUUUUCCUGCCUUAUUUGCUCAGUAUAGCGUUGAAAAAGAUUCCGAUCCUAAAACUUUAACAACUUUGACAGUCCGCGAGGAAACAGUUGCACCACACUCGACACCCUCAAAUUUUUUAUACUUAGACGAAAGCGUAGAGCCCUGCGUUGUCUCUUGUGGGCCAGAACAGAGUACAACCGCUUUUUUGCAUCAGCUGGAGGAAGUGGAGUGUAGUGACGUUGUGGUGCCGGAACCAACCAGUACUGCAUCUCUGCCUGCCUUGAGACAGCGCUCCUCGUCUUUGCUUACGAUUCAAGGAGACGCUUCUCCUCUCGACUCUGUAGGGAUGCUAACCCCGCAGCUUCCUCAACGUGCAAAGACUGAGACUGAAGAAUUUAAGCCAGGAAUGCAUUUAGUUUUUGCGUCGGAAGUAACGCUUUCGCAAAAGAAGUCGAACUCUGUAGACGAAGAAGUGAAGGCCGUCUUACCUGCUAGUGCGCGUUUUGAUCUCAGAUCACCUCAACGUCGAAAGAAAUUAUUUUGUCGCAUUUUCAGUUCCGUUACUUUGCGGACCAGCAAAGCAACCGCGCAAGUUCUUCCCGAAGGCGGAUUUUCGUUCGUUUAUCGAGAAUUUGUGGCUCCCUCCAAUUACGAACACCUACGUCAACAAGUUUUUCGGGACUUUUUGUUUCUGAUCAACUUCGAUGAGGAGUUCUACGAGGAGCUUUUGACUUUUCUCAGACAUUCAUAUUCUAUAAAAGGCGGAAACACUUUGAGAUUUUUGCGGGAAACUUCCGGCUUUCUCUUACUGGUCCGUGAGCAGAACACACCGGCCACUGAAGUGGCUGGGCUUAUUUUGUACCUGUACAACAAGUAUAUCAAAGAAACCGCCGCCUUUCACGUGGAAUUGCCGGAGGAACUUGUGCGGGCGGUUGGCGGCAACGUGACGUCAUACGGCAGCCCAGCGGAAGGCCGAAAAAGGGAAGCGCACAACAGCCACCGUCUAAGCGUCUCGCUGCUAUCUGUCUUCAUCCCAUCGCUGCGGGACGCUACUUUGCUGCUGGUGCUGCAGGUCGUCCCUUUUCUCGAGAGUACUGCCAGACUGAGCACGUUCUGCGGGGAGCUGGCGAGGUGCCGACCAAUGCUAGAGAAGAAAAGCAUCUUCCGGGAAUUUGUGUGCAAAGAGCUUUUCGGCGAGUUGAUAGUCAACUACAAGAAGUUGCUUUUGCAGAUCUGCUCUAUAAAACUUGUUCGAGACGAAUUUCGCAAGGCUCUCGAUUCUGAGUGCUCCGCUGAGAAUUUGGACUUUUACCAUAAGGCCAGGACAUACAAAAGCAACUACGAUUCAUCUACUCCAGAAAUAAAUAUCGUGACUGCUGAAAAGAUAGUUUCGUGUUACAUCCAAGAGGGAGCUGAAAAUGAAAUAAACAUAUCGGACGGCGCCCGGAAGUCGUGCUUGACCGGGUCCAACGCAAAGCACAUGUUUGACCUCGCCAUUCGCGAGGUCGAAAUGUUUUUGACGACAGCCGUUUCACGGUUCUCUCAGUUUUCAAUAGUGAAACUUUGCGGUUUGCUUUCCGGUGGACGUUUCAAAGACGCUUGACACUCUAGUUUGCAAUGCAUAACGUUAAUGUGAAAAAAGGACUAGACAUCAGUGAAAGUGCUUGAACGGAAACAUCUCUUUUGAGUAUUCCCCGAUUGUUAGUCGAAGUGCC
Zophobas morio is the source of this 2034-nucleotide messenger RNA. RefSeq lists its product as uncharacterized. The coding region runs from base 252 to 1922 and encodes 556 amino acids. NCBI's taxonomy places the organism in Eukaryota, Metazoa, Arthropoda, Insecta, Coleoptera, Tenebrionidae. The record is from RefSeq and is a predicted model, not a curated record. The transcript is spliced from 13 exons.